AUGUCGGACAAGAAGAACGAGGAUUACGAGCUCCGCCCCGCCGAGUCAUUUGGAGAGAAGGAUGGCUUUCUUGCUCGGCCUCCUCCAAGGCCGCGUCCUGCUCUUGGAUCGCCAAUCAGCAAGAUUGACAACAGUCCCGGCGCGGCCAUUCUUGCCUACUGCUUCUCUUCCAUCAGCAUGACAGUCGUCAAUAAAUACGUUGUUUCCGGCCAGUUCUGGAACCUGAACUUUCUUUACCUUGCUGUCCAGUCCAUCGUGUGCAUUCUUACCAUCAUCGUCUGCAAGAACCUCGGAAUGAUUACGAACCUGGCGCCGUUCGACACUGACAAGGCAAAGAAAUGCAUCGGCCAAAGCUUACAACGCGCAGGGUUCCCUAUCGCACUCCUCCUGGUUGGCAUGAUUUACACGGGCACCAAGGCCUUGCAGUUUCUCUCUGUGCCAGUAUACACCAUCUUCAAGAACUUAACCAUCAUCGUCAUCGCGUACGGCGAGGUUUUGUGGUUCGGCGGCAGUGUCAGCCCUCUUGCCCUUCUCUCUUUUGGCCUGAUGGUCCUCAGCUCCGUUGUUGCCGCCUGGGCUGAUGUCCAACAUGCUCUUGGAGGUGGCUCGCAGUCUGCCGAAGCCUCUGCCGCCGUUUCGACCUUGAACGCCGGGUACGCGUGGAUGGGCAUGAACGUUUGCUGCACUGCGGCCUAUGUGCUGGGCAUGCGCAAAGUCAUCAAGAAGAUGAACUUCAAGGACUGGGAUACCAUGUUCUACAAUAACCUUUUGACGAUUCCUGUCCUGAUCGUUUGCACAUUCCUUGCCGAGGACUGGUCUUCGGCAAACAUCGAGAAGAACUUCCCCGUGGAGUCGCGCAACAGCCUGUUUGUCGGUAUGAUUUACUCAGGACUCUGCGCCAUCUUCAUCUCCUACUGCUCUGCAUGGUGCAUUCGUGUGACCUCGUCAACGACGUACUCUGUGGUUGGCGCACUCAACAAGCUUCCCAUCGCCAUCAGUGGUCUGGUCUUCUUCGACGCCCCUGUCACAUUUGGCAGUGUGUCGGCCAUUGUUGUUGGCUUCAUCAGCGGUAUUGUCUACGCAUGGGCAAGAAUUCGUCAGACAGAGGCUUCCAAGAUGUCAUUGCCGACGACACAACCCAUGAGCGCGAGCUCGCAAAGCAAUAGGGAUGCGAACAAGUAG
Colletotrichum acutatum is the source of this 1182-nucleotide messenger RNA. Its product is annotated as UDP-galactose transporter. The record is from RefSeq and is a predicted model, not a curated record. The coding region runs from base 1 to 1182 and encodes 393 amino acids. Gene Ontology annotation, molecular function: antiporter activity; GDP-fucose transmembrane transporter activity. The transcript has 4 exons. Gene Ontology annotation, cellular component: Golgi apparatus. NCBI's taxonomy places the organism in Eukaryota, Fungi, Ascomycota, Sordariomycetes, Glomerellales, Glomerellaceae.